AUGUUCUCUGCAAAUGAGGACAACACUGGAGCACAGUUUUUUCACUUUGAAGUAGACAGAGAAACAGCGAAGAAAUUUGAGAGUGGUGUUAUCAAAGCGAGGAUUGAGGGGAAUAGAGUAGUGUUAAAUAUUAAUGGUGCGGACUUACCUUUUGAACAAACCGACCACACCCGAAAAAUGUAUAACUGCAACGACGAUGAUUACCCCAUGAGUUAUGAAGUGUUGUCUGUUCAUGGGAAUUACAUCAAAGCAACGACGCGACCGAUGUCACAAGAGCGCCAACGGAAAGAGAAAGUAGAGAUCAAAGUAGACGAGUCGAAUGCGUUGCGACAAAAAGAGAAAGACCGGGAGCGCGAGAAAGAACUUCGCGAGAGACGGGAGCGUGAAGAGAAAGAGAAUGAGCGUCAACGGAAAGAGAAAGAGAUGAAAGACCAACGCGACCGCGAACAACGAAAACAAGAAGAGCAAAGUCGACUUGAGAAACAACGUCGUGAAGAAGAGAAGAAGAAAAAUGAGUCUAAAAUACUCGAAGACAAAAUUGGUGACGUUGUCGUCUUGAAUCAAGACAAAAAGAUUCCCAAACUCCGUACCUCCCAGAAAGACAAAGAACGAGAAGAGAAGAAGCCACGACCAAUCGAGAAAGAGAAGCCCAAAAGCGCACUUUCCUUCACAAUUAAAAAGGAUCCCAAAGUGGACACAGAUGAAUUGAAAAGGGUCGUCGUAGACAUUCAAAAGAUUCAGCAACUCUUUAAUAGUCUUCUUGAUUCGCAAACGUAUUCCGAUGAAGACGUUAUCAAAUUGAAUCGCCUUCAUAGAGAACCGUUUUUAAAGCUCACAAAACGAUACAAAGAGCUUAGAGAGAAACUCCAUAAUUGA
This is a messenger RNA of Entamoeba invadens IP1, 876 nucleotides long. RefSeq lists its product as hypothetical. The record is from RefSeq and is a predicted model, not a curated record. The transcript has a single exon. Bases 1 to 876 code for a protein of 291 amino acids. NCBI's taxonomy places the organism in Eukaryota, Evosea, Mastigamoebida, Endamoebidae.